CAUACAGCUGGAAGGGAUCUAUUGUAGCAGCAGGUACACAAAUGCUUGGCCUGCCAUCAGAAAGUCCUGAAGAAUUUUUGGCCAAACAGCUGUUUGGGGUGGAGUUACUGCAACAGAGCCUUUCAGUUUCGUUUCCUAGAUUCCUCUCUGCUCUUAGAAGAAAGGAUAUCCAGUAAAAUAAAAAGAAAAAUGACAGGAGAGAACAGGUUCUGCAAAAAUUGUAAACGAGAUGUGUCUGCUGCCAAUUUCUCCCUCCAUGAGGCCCACUGCAUGCGGUUUCUUACCCUCUGUCCAGAAUGUGAUGAACCAGUUGCUCAAAAGGAUAUGGAAGACCAUCAGACAGAAGCACACAAACAGAUCAGAUGCAGACUUUGUCACCAAAGUAUGCAGCAAUACAAGCUGGAGCAUCAUGAGAACAAGGAGUGCCAAAAACGAACCAUGAAAUGCACCAUCUGUGACCUUGAAAUGCCCUUCAACAAGCUACAGGAACACCUGGACACCUGUGCCAGCCGAACAGAGAGGUGUCAGGAGUGUAACAAAUACAUCAUGUAUAAGGACCAGCACAAACACAAGGAGAUCUGUCCAAACAGUGGUCUGUCCUAUCAUAAGGAUGUGGACUUUCAAACCAGUGAAGCAUCCACUAAUGCAACAGUUAUUCGCCCCAUUGGUACUGGUGGCAAUCUUUGUCAGAAGUGCAGUAAGUUAUUCCCAGAUGACCAGUACUCCCAACAUCUGAAUAAAUGCAAUGCAGCCCAUAAGCUGACAAAAGUUCUUGCUGGCCAGUCAGCUUCAAGCCUCAUCGGUGCUCCACCACGGUCUUCUUCCUCCCUGGCUCCCUCUUCCUCCUCUGAAAAUGCAAUGGCAUGGAAAGAUGUCCGUCCCAAAGGGAAAGAAAGGGAGCAGCCACUGACCUCCAAACCUUUAAAGAGCAAAAAGAUUGGCUUUCUGUCUCCCACAAGAGGCGGAUGUUCCACAUCACCUCAAACUCUUAAAGACACUCAGUCUUUUGACAUGCUGGUGACCUGUGACCAUUGCGACAUUCUACUGCCACUUCCAACCCUUCGGAAACACGAGAUCAAAUGUCUGCAUUGGACAACUUUGCAAAAUGCUAGGAUGAAACAAAAAUCAAGCCAUGGGGAAAAAGGAGACUCUUUCUACAGCAUUCGUGAUUAAAUCUGGAAAACAGAGGCAUGUCUUCAGAUUGAAUCUUCAGCUCAGCUUUACCAAAAGGCCCUGUGGAAAUAUGAUAGCUUUAUCGGCAAAUAAAAGUGCAGACUUGCUACUCUGGAUUAAGAACAAAGAGUGACUCAGAUUUUUUAUUCCUUAUCAAGAGAAGCAUUUAAAGGUUUCACUAGAAAACUGUAAAAGUUAUGGGGGCUCAACAGGUGCUGUUUCAAAUAUUCCUGUGCAAGCUUGCCUUAGGAAUGUCCUUUUGCCACCUGGUUCUGCAAGGAGAGCAGCUUAUUUUAAAAUAUAUCUUCUGAGGGAGAGAAGGAAAUAAGGAAUUUCAGAAUACCUUGUC
Messenger RNA from Manacus vitellinus (golden-collared manakin), 1522 nucleotides. RefSeq names its product XIAP associated factor 1 (gene XAF1). The transcript has 9 exons. The record is from RefSeq and is a predicted model, not a curated record. NCBI's taxonomy places the organism in Eukaryota, Metazoa, Chordata, Aves, Passeriformes, Pipridae. Gene Ontology annotation, biological process: apoptotic process. The coding region runs from base 190 to 1173 and encodes 327 amino acids.